AUGGCCUACUACCAAGCACACCUCCUGCUACUGGCAGGCUACUCUCAAUUCUUUGUCUCCGGCCUGGUGCUGCCCCAGCCGCCCGUCGACGACGACGAGGACUACGAGAUGACCCCGGAGGAGGAAGAGGAGAUGGAGAGCUUCAUGGACGAGGACGAGUCUCCCGAGGACGCCACCAUUGUCGUCGACGAGCCCUGCCCCAGAUUCGCUGCUGCCGACGACGACGAGGAUUUCGACAUUGAGGACGCCGAGCCUGUCACCCCGGUCACGCCCGCAGGUCCCGUGCCAGAGCAGAGGCGUCGCAAGAGGCUCUCCGUUGUAAGCGAGUCGCACGUUCGAACCAUGUCGCGCUGGUUGCUCGACUCAGCAAUUUCCCUGGGGGAUCGCCAGCGCCAGGUAUCAAACCCUGAGUCACUUUCCUCUCCGCGCGAAGAGCACGAGGCCAAGCGCUUCUGUAGCAGCCGCAAGCCGCGCCUGCCCGCCAUUCAGACGUCCUUCACCUGCAUGCCUCCCCGGCUGUCGGUGGCCUGA
Messenger RNA from Lasiodiplodia theobromae, 531 nucleotides. RefSeq lists its product as uncharacterized. The record is from RefSeq and is a predicted model, not a curated record. Lineage: Eukaryota; Fungi; Ascomycota; Dothideomycetes; Botryosphaeriales; Botryosphaeriaceae. The transcript is spliced from 3 exons. Bases 1 to 531 code for a protein of 176 amino acids.